AUGAUCAAGGCUGUGUCUCUUAGGAGUGGAAAAACAUUAGCAGAGCCCAUUGGAAAACCAAGGGCUGAGAAGGAGAUCAACUCAACCAAGAUAGCAGAAGAACAGAAAAUCGGCGAAUCUCUGCCUAAGGAGGAUAUUAGUAGUAGGAGGUUGAUAAACAGAAAUUUAGCAGUGCAGUUGAGAAAAGCAAGCACAUGUAGUGUUACCCUUUCCUCAAAAGAUGAAGCGGGAGAAACUAGACAAAUGCUUUGGGAAAUUCUUGGAGAUGCUGAAACAGCUAUGUGUGAACAUGUUCACCGAGGUGCAUCCAUUAACUUGAUGCCAUUAUCGGUGUUCAAGAAAUUGGAAGGAGAACUAGGAGUGAUUAAAUCGGUGCCGGUAUCUUUGCAACUGGUUGAUCAGACCACGAUCAUACCGGAGGGCAUAAUUGAAGACAUUCUAGUGAGGGUAGACAAAUUUGUCUUCCCAGUAGACUUCAUUGUAGUAGACAUGGAAGUGAAUAAGGAGCUGGUAGGUGAUGCAUUAGAGAGAUGCAUUAUUCAAUCAAGCACAACAGAGGAUGAAGAUCCUGAGAUCAAGAAGGAAGUUGAGGCACUGAAAGAUGAGAACCUGGUGGUAGAUGAAGAAGAAUUUGAGAAAGAAAAAUCAAGCCGAAGCUGGAAUUGGAAGUACUCCCGACACACUUGA
Molecule: messenger RNA, 687 nt
Organism: Nicotiana attenuata
Lineage: Eukaryota; Viridiplantae; Streptophyta; Magnoliopsida; Solanales; Solanaceae
Exons: 3
Coding region: 1-687 (228 amino acids)
Source: RefSeq, a predicted model, not a curated record